Cuscuta campestris is the source of this 1761-nucleotide messenger RNA. The record is from the annotation of a GenBank genome assembly. NCBI's taxonomy places the organism in Eukaryota, Viridiplantae, Streptophyta, Magnoliopsida, Solanales, Convolvulaceae.
GUUUGGAUAGGGGAAGGAUCCAUAAUAGAAGGUUGGAUUUCCCCCUCAGAGUGGUAAACAGGAGGGGUCUCUUCAUCAUCAUCUGCCAGUUCCAGAGCCUCCUCAUCAAGACCCAUUGCUUUAAUGAUUGUAAAUGUGGCACGGCUAGUAUCCUCCAUGUGAGGCAAAGGCUCAGAGUUAUGACUUUCCUUUCUUUCAACAGUUUCUGAACGGUGGGAGAAGAUGAUCCUGUCUGCUAGUAAUUCCUUCGUAGCCUGAGGUGAAGAGGAGAUGCCCACAGGGAUGCCCACCAUACCUUUUCCGGCACUCUCCUUUGCCGGAGGGGAUGGUACACAGGAGGAAGCAUUGUGACCUAGAGUAAAACAGGAGUGGCAAAAGGAUGGGACCUUUUCAUAUGUGCAGGGAAAAAAGAAAUCCUUAUUGUGCAAUUUGACAUGGACGGAGGAGGGAAGAGGAGAAGAGAUAACAACAAUGACACAAGCCCUGGCUGAGUCAAAUCUGUGGUGUAAUAGGGUACCUGAAUCCACUUUUAAAGGAGUGCCUAGAAGGAAAAAGAGUUGAAACAGAGCACCUGGAUCAAGGAGAUGAAGAGGAAGUCUGUUGAUUGUGAUCCAUAAAGGUCCAAUUUCUUGUUGCUCCUUCCUACCAGUGCUAGACGAAGCUUUAAGGCAAGGUGGUUAGUUUCCUCAGCAUUGAAGGAGAUGGAGGGGAAUCCCUUGACUUUGCCAAGAAUCUUACCAAGAAGCAGAUCCUGAGAAGGAACCAGAUUGGAGAACAGUUCUCUCUUUUCUAUAUUGUACCGGAGAUCAUUUGUAAAAGACUGACCAUUUUCUUGAGAGAACUAAAAGAUCAAAUGGCAUCAAGGAUGUUCAACGCAGGAGUGACCGAGGGACAAUCAACCACGAGACCACCUUUGUUCGAUGGAACAAAAUACUCGUACUGGAAGGAAAGGAUGAGAAUCUUUAUCCAAUCCAACGACUACAAGCUGUGGUUGAUUGUGAAGAACGGAUGCGGAGUCCCGAUGAAGAAAGUCUGUGAGGUCAACGUCCCCAAAACCGAAGAGGAGUUCACCGAAAAAUAUUGCAAAAAGAUGGAGCUCAACGUAAAGGCAAUAAACAUGAUUUAUUGCAGUGUUAAUGCGGAUGAUUACCGCAAAAUCUCGCGGUGUGAAACCGCAAAACAAAUGUGGGAAAAAUUGGAGGUCACCUACGAAGGAACCACGCAGGUUCAGAAGGCAAAAAUAGACCACCUCACUCACGAGUAUGAACUCUUCUCUAUCAAGGAAAAUGAGAAGAUUGAGGAAGUGUUUGAGAGAUUCUCUAACAUCAUCAAUCCUUUCAAUCUUCUCGGAAAGACAUACACCGACCGAGAGCUUGUGAGAAAGGUGGUUGAAGAGAAGAGCAAGAGGUCUAUUGCUCUACCCGCAACAACAUCAUCCCACAACAACGUUGAUGAUGAAGAUGAUGACAGCGACGACACCGACCUCGGACUCUUUGUCUGAAAAUUCAAGAAGAUGAUGCUCAAGAGGGGAGCCAAGAAGAACACUCCACCCAAGUGCUAUGGGUGUGGUGAAAUUGGACACAUCAAACAAAUGUGUCCAAAGCUCAAGAACGAGAAGGACAAGAGGGCACCGAAGAAGCAACGUGCCUACAUUUCUUGGGAGACUGAUGGCCCAGGAGUGAAGACUCGGAAACGGAGGAAGUGGCCAAUCUUUGUCUCAUGGCCAUUGAGGAUGGUGAAACAUAAAAAGAGGUACGUGAU